Aquila chrysaetos chrysaetos is the source of this 5999-nucleotide messenger RNA. It is a transcript of the gene NOC3L, whose product is annotated as NOC3 like DNA replication regulator. Gene Ontology annotation, cellular component: nucleolus. The record is from RefSeq and is a predicted model, not a curated record. Gene Ontology annotation, biological process: DNA replication initiation. The transcript has 22 exons. The coding region runs from base 451 to 2586 and encodes 711 amino acids. Lineage: Eukaryota; Metazoa; Chordata; Aves; Accipitriformes; Accipitridae. Gene Ontology annotation, molecular function: chromatin binding.
CCGCCGCCAUGAAGCCGUAGUCAAAACUAAAACAGGAAGCUAAAGGUGAACUGACAAAAAUUCCGCAUUCGAGGAGCCCCGCGCUGGUCCAGCCACUCGUCCCCUUACUAAAGGGACGCAUCUCUCCCUACCACGACUCAAAUACGAUGGCCCAUUUUCUCUCCACAGCCCUUGCCUUCCCACACCCCUCAGUAGAGAAAAAACACAAAACGAGUUCCAAGCUUUCGCAAGUUACUGAGAACUAGUAAAAUAAAACUUGACAACAAAUUAAAGAAUAAACAGUACAAGCAGCAGAGUGCUGCUAAGAAGUAUCGAAAAGAACAAAAGAAGUUAAGGGAGGCUGUCAGAGAUGCUAUCUCUAGAAAACCUUUUCCAUUGGAAGAAUGCAAGAAAAAACAAGUUGUUGGAAAACAGGAAGAAGAUGAGGAAGAAGAUGCUCUUCCACUGGACAUGAUGGAUGAAGAUGACUUAAAAUUAAUGGAGGAUUUGGCUCAAAAAGCAUCCUUUUUAACCAGAGAUCUUUCUUCUAAUGAACCUGUUCAUGUCAAAAAACGAAAAUGUGAAAGCGUGAUUGACAAAUAUGAGAAGGUGCCAAGACGCGUGCAGACUGAGCCAGAAAAAGAAGUCAUCCAUCUGCUCCCCAUCAAAGACAAGGGUGGCAUUAUUCCCCAAACUAUGGAAAAACCAGUUCUCAAUGUUGCACAGGAUGAAGAAGAGGAUACAGAAGAAAUGGAGGAAGAAGAGGACUUUAAUGAAGAACCCCUGCCUGUUCUCACUCCUGAGGAAAUGGCUGCUCAAAGGAGACAAAAGCUGCAGGAAAGGAAGAUGCACAUAGCUGCCUUAGCAUCUGCCAUUCUCUCUGAGCCAGACAACAAUAUUAAAAAGUUGAAGGAGCUGCGUGCCAUGCUGACGGAACAGGAUCCUAACGUGGCCGUGAUUGUUCGGAAGCUUGUCAUGGUUUCUUUGAUGGAGGUUUUCAAAGAUAUUGUGCCUUCUUACAAAAUUCGGCCUCUGACUGAAGCAGAAAAAGCUACCAAGGUUAAAAAAGAAACUCAGAAACUGAGAGAAUUUGAAGAAGGCCUUGUAAGCCAGUAUAAGUUUUACUUGGAAAAUCUGGAACAAACAAUUAAAGAUUGGAAACAAAGGAAGUUGAAGAAAAGCAAUGUCAUCUCAUUAAAAGCAUAUAAAGGUCUAGCAGAGAUAGCAGUGAAGUGUCUGUGUGAGCUGCUUGUGGCCCUACCCCACUUUAACUUCCACAAUAACAUUAUCGUUCUCAUUGUUCCGCUCAUGAAUGAUGCAUCAAAAAUGAUUUCUGAACUAUGCUUUGAGGCAGUUAAGAAGCUCUUUAAACAAGACAAGUUGGGCUAUGCUUCACUUGGUGUAGUUAAGGUCAUUUCUGGCCUUGUGAGGGGUAGAAAUUACGAUGUCAGACCUGAGGUGUUAAAAGUAUUUCUUCAUUUAAGAAUUAAGGAAGUAGAAUUACAAAAAGAUUCUGAAGACAUUGCACCAAAGAAAAAGUUCAUGACUUACAAAGAGAAAAGAAAAAAUCUUUCAAGAAUGCAAAGAAAGUGGAAGAAAGCAGAAGAGAAACUGGAACGAGAGCUCUUGGAAGCAGAAGCGUCAGAAAGUAAAGAAAAAAAACUGAAGUUGCACACAGAGACUUUGAAUAUUGUGUUUGUAACUUACUUUAGAAUCUUGAAGAAAGCUCAGAAGUCUCCACUUUUGCCAGCUGUGCUAGAAGGUCUUGCAAAGUUUGCUCAUCUGAUAAAUGUGGAAUUUUUUGAUGACCUGCUGAUUGUCCUUCAUUCUCUUAUUGCAUCUGGGGGUUUAAGCUAUCGUGAGAGUCUUCAUUGCAUUCUCAGUGCUUUUCAUAUACUCUCCGGUCAAGGUGAUGUUCUUAACAUUGAUCCAAUGAAAUUCUACACACAUCUUUACAAGACACUGUUCAGCCUACAUGCAGGUGGUACCAAUGGUGAUACAGAGAUUGUGCUCCAGUGCCUGGAUGUCAUGUUUGCCAAGCGGAGAAAGCAAGUUUCCCAGCAACGAGCUCUUGCUUUCCUAAAGCGACUUUCCACACUUGCUCUUCAUGUACUUCCAAACUCCAGUGUUGGCAUCUUGGCAACAAACAGGGUGUUAAUGCAAACAUUCCCAAAGAUGGACCUUUUACUAGACAACGAAUCUCAAGGCAGUGGAGUUUAUCUUCCAGAACUAGAUGAACCAGAGCAUUGCAAUGCUCAGAACACAACUCUGUGGGAGCUGCAUUUACUGCAGAGACACUAUCAUCCAACAGUGCAGAAAUUUGCAGCUCACCUUAUUGUUGGAGCUCCAACUGAAGGCUCAGGAGCUCUUUCACUUGAUUUGAGCCAAAGGCCUGCUACAGAACUUUUUGAGGCAUACAGUAUGAGAGGAAUGACUUUUAAUCCCCCUGUUGCAUCAGUAACACCCAGAAGAAAGGAUACAUUCUCACAAAUGGAUUCAUUUAUAGAUGAAGAGCUAAACAAACAGCUUCAACAACACAUCAGUGAGACUGUUGUUCACAAACCCUUGGAUUUUGCUAAACACUUGAAGGAAUCAUCCUUUUCGUAAAUGUAUCUAUCAAUCAGUCGUGUUCAGUUGGCUUCUUAAUUAUGGAGGAAGAUUGGCUGAAAGAGAUUUCCACUCAUCAUUAAAGGAAUUCAAGUAGGCUUUUUUUUGAAUAUAGAAACACACAAAAAAUGUAAUAGCUUUUUUUCACACGGAGUUACAAGGCCUCUCCACUUAAACACCAGGCCCAUGUGCUCAGGCUUGGGAACCGCAAUGAACAUUCACAUCAGUAAUUUAAAAAGGCACAAAACCAGGUCAUUUUAAAAUUGUUUUAACCAUGCAUUAUAGUAUUUUUGUUUAUAUAUGUUCUAAUUUUUGUAACAGAAUAUAGACAUAUGAGUUUCUGAAAAAUCACUGGGUUGUGUUGAUAACUUAAUAAAUAUAUUGGAAAUUUUAACAUAAUAUUGACGUUUUCGAUGUUUAAGAUACCUAGAGAUUAGGAAUAUGUAUUGCAUUUUUUCUGUUCUUCUGACGUCUCCUAACCAUUUAUCUCAACUUGAAAUGAUUUUGCAAUUGGUGGGGUUUUUUCCCUCCGAUGAAUCUUGGUAUUGGCAAAUUGAGACUACUGAAUUCCAGUUCUGAGCUAUCAUCUUGAUUGAAUGCUCUACUACAAUGUCUUCAAUAAACCACUGCUGUCAAGAACACUGGACAAAGUCAAGGUAAGAAUUUAAAUCUUUUAAAUCUUGGAAGUAAUUUUCUCCCCAUUCUCCAAAUAUUAGUUACUGCUUGGUUGUUUUAGAAUCCAUUUUCAGCUGCAUGUUGGCUUUGCAAACAGUAAGUAAAAUAUAUGAAAUAACUUAAAAGUGAGUAUUGUCUUUAUGUGAAUUCCAUUCUACAGGGGAGUGUGGUGGGCUGUCCCUGGCUGGCAGCUAAUACAUUUUGUAGUGUUUAGUCUAUGAUGUGGUAAUGAUACGUGUUGUAAGUUUUGCAAAGCUUUUGUUCAAGUCGCUUAACCUCCUUACAAUGAUCAGAAAAUACUACUUUUUCUCUAGGUAUUUAGUCAUUUAUCCUGAUUUAUGGUUCUUAGAUAGUUUUAUAAGUAAUUUAUUUUAAUACAUGUUUUUAGUAUUAAUCAGACUAGUUCACCAAAUUUCAAGUAGUUAAACAUGAAUUCACAAACAUUUUUGGAAGACAUCUAUCUAAUAAUGGAUUAGAAAAUAGAUAUUUUACUAUGUAGAUUACAAAACUGCCUACAUAAUAGUGAUGGUAAUACAUGUGUUUCUAUCUGUUUAGGGUGCCAUUCCCAUAGCUUUUGAGUAAUUCUUUUUAGUUGUUAAGUGUUUGCAACUAUGGAUGUGAUUUAAAUUCUGAAAAAUUCCAAGGGGGCCAUUUUCCAGUACUUUGUCAGUUCAGGAAGGCAAAAAGCAAAGAGUCAACAUCUUAAACCAUUUAUUUUUUUUACAACAUAUACAAAUACAAGUUUAUUCUUCAAGUCAGGAGAGAGAAAAUAGUCCAGGUGGAAAAGUAACUUUUAAAAUUGUUCAUUUUACAUAGUUUCCAAACAAUAUAAAGACUGGCACGUAGUGAUGUUGCAUUGUCAGAAUACUUUGACAUGCUUUAAGAGGCAGAGGAAGACAACUGUACAACUAAGUCAUUCUGAAAUAUCCUAUACAUGUAUUGGAGCGAAAUCUGUUUACUGUUGUUUAUUUUUGUGUUUAAUUUGCUAACUCUGCCAAAUGUCUAUCACUACUGAAGUUACAAAAUAUUUAUCACAGACAGGAAAAAUGCCACCAUUGUUUGUUACAUUUAGUGGGCUACCCUAAAAGUAAACUGAGUUUUAUAGUGGACUAGUAACAGCCAGUGAUUAAAAAACAAAUGUUAAUUGAAGCAUUCGGAGAGCUAGAGCAGAAUAGACAGUUCAGUUUCAGAAGCUGCAGACUCAACCUUUCACUGAAAUGUAAAGCUACCAGCAAGUUCUUUUUUAAAGAUAAACUAUGUAAGAGAAUGUGUUCUUGAAAUACUUAGUUAUUUCCAUGUUAAAGUCUUUAGUUCUUGAAAGCACCUGAUUUCUAGAAGCAGACGGCUUUCUGAAGAUGGCUAUUGAGAUAUUUCAUCUAGUAAUAUUUGUAGCAAUAAAAAUAAUAUGACCAGGUUUUAAAAAUUAAAACUGACAUAAUAUUUUUUAUUCUUAUAACUACUAAACUUGGGAUCAGUAAGAUAGAUACAGGAAACACUCCAGGCGAUAGGAAGUACCUCCUGGUGUGCCCCAGUUCCUGUAAACUGAGUAGUACUGCAAUGAGGCCAGGAUCUGUGGCUGCCCAGCUUUUGUCCCAUACUGUCACACCACUGCAAGCAGCACAUGCUACACAAGGAAAAUAUGAGAAAUUGAUAGAAAAGUAACAGUGGUUUUAGAAUAGUACAGAAUAAAAUACUUCUGUAUUUUUGCCAAUAGGCAACAGAGCAUGAGAUUUCCACCUGGAAACUGUUCAGCGUGAGACGGAACACAGACUGCAUGUUUCUGGAAGGUGUUGAUUAUUUACAUUCCUUUCUUUCAAACUUUAUCCUGGAAGCAGCUUCCUGUAAAUAGUUUGUAAUGUAAAAAUGAAUGUAUUUUCCUAAUUGAUGUCCGUGCCCAGCCAAAAGCACAGAAAGGGACAAAGUUACUUUAUCAGUCUGUCUUUCUUGUCAUAGGAAUGUGUGGACAGGUAUUCCUCCAGAAAUAAAAUCUGUGGCUAAGCAGAAUAAACUUUCCUAUUAGAAUAAUCACUCAGUGAAAUUGGUUUAACUGGGCUUUCAUGAAAGUUAACACCACCCCCACCCCCCGCACCCCCCAGCACUUUAAUGCUUCAACUGGUGGUGUAUUUUCAUUAUUUCAUUAUUAUGACACUUGGAACCAACACAAAGGGAAGGAUAUUCCUUUCCAACCCCAAAAUAUAUACCACAUUUCACCAACAAAAGUUUACUCAGAUGUUUACUAAUACCUAAACUUGAAAUUGAUAUAUGUACAUUAAUGAAAAUACUGGAACAGUGUAAUUAGCCUUACACAAUUCCAGAUGUUUACAUGCCUAUAAAGUUGGGGGUUUUUAAUAGCCAAAUAUUUUGCUGUUCUCUUUCACUGUGAUAAACAGCAGCAAAAGCAGCUUUUGACUUUGAUGAGGAAGAUACUUAUAUUAAUAAACUAUUCCCACAGCUAGAAAAUUAUUGUAUUAGCAUAAAUAGUACAAAACUACUGUUUUUAAAUUGCCACUAGACUUGAGGCGAGUCUCAGACCCGUGUUACACAAUGUGACAUUUUCCCAAGGGUUUUUUUUCCUUUUUAAAUCUGUGUGACAAAACCAUUAGUGGAUGAUGACAUGGGCGUAAGAACUUUCUCUGUUGAAUCUAAUGAAUUAGCAAGCAUGUCUUCCAGGCUACUGUGAUACUACAGGUGAUGUUAAGAAUUUUCAGUGCUGCUCAAUAUAAAAAAAAAGCCAAACA